AUGAACGACGUAGGCGGCACAAGCAGCCCGCUGUACGGCAAUGAUGGGAACGGCAUCAGCAGCAUUAGUGUAAGCCAGUCCCUUCGCCAGGACGACCUGCCGUUGUUGCCCAAUGCCCGCCCUGUCGCAGCAGCAAGCAAGAGCGUUGGACCUGUCAGGCGAGAUAUGGCGACAGGCUUUCGCAUCGUUGUCGCCGCUCGCAUUCGCCCCUUCACAGAGUUAGAGAUGCACCAGUGGCGGCAGGAGGGGCGUGCGGCCGCGGAGGAGCGGGGGGACGCCGCGGCAGGGCGGAAAGGUAGCACGCGCUCAGCCUCGAGGCAGCCGUUCGGGCCAGAGCACAGGUCUCUUAAUGCCACAUUGUUGGUUAGCACAACGCACGCUGGGACCACGCCCUCGCAGGAGCUUAGAGGUGUGCCUCCAGACGUGUCUCCGGCGUCGCCCAACGUCGACGGUGUGCCGCUACCCGUCGUGGAGGUUGAGAGCAACGGACGAACCAUAGUCCUGCUCGAUCCGCAGAGAUCGUCGUUGGAUACCAAGGCGACGGCACCGGUGCGCAACGCCUUCACGUACGAUUACGUCUACAGCAGCUUCACGCCGAGGGUGGAGCUGGACUCAAGACUGACAGGGGGCCUCGCUUUGUCCUCCACCUCAGUACCGCGAGCAGCCGGUGGUGAACCAUACAUCAUCGACAACACGACGGAAGGCGCGUCUCCUACUUGCGCGUCGUGGCCACAGCUUUCGGCACACACACCGGAGCAAGAGCGGCAGGCAGAGGCAGAGCAGGUUGCCAUCUACGAGCAGCUCGCCAUCCCCUUGGUAGACGCGGCGCUGCAAGGGUAUAACACCUGCAUGUUUGCCUACGGCCAGACAGGAAGCGGUAAAACGUACACCAUGAUGGGUACCGCGCAGCAUCCAGGGCUAAUCCCGCGACUCUGUCAGCUACUUCUCUCGCAAGUCGCCAUGCUCAACGCCAAGGUCCAUGGUGGCUGCGCGGCCUCGCCGUCCACGCGGACUGCGGCAGUGGUCCUACAGCUUUCGUACAUGGAGAUCUACAACGAGCAGGUGCGCGAUCUGCUCACGCAGAGGCCAAAGAACGCCAUCCUGCGCUACCGCAGCCGCUUCGAUAAAAAGGAUAUGGAGAGCGGCGAGUUCCGCACGCUCAAGGUGCGCCAUCACCCAUCACAGGGCGUCUACGUGGAAGGGCUGACGACUGUACCAGUGAGCACGUGGGCCGAGUGCGAGGCGUUUCUUCAGCACGGCAACGCGCUGCGCACGCAGUACAGCACGGCGAUGAACGCGAAGUCAAGCCGCUCGCAUGCAAUUUUUCAGCUUCAAGUGACGCGGCGCGAGGACACGGGAGGCCGCGUGCGGGGGCGCGAAGUGGCGCUGGAAGCAUGCAGCAAGAUCAAUCUCGUCGAUCUGGCCGGCAGCGAGCGCAACGCGCAGUCCAAGACCACCGGCAAACACCUUGCAGAGGCAAACAGCAUCAACGCUUCUCUCUCCACCCUGCGACGGGUGCUGGACGGACUGGUAAACAACUGCGGCAGCUGCAACCCGCAGGCGCUCACUGGCGGCGGCAAAGCCAAGAAAAGUGCUGUAAUCCCGUACCGGGAGAGCCUGCUGACGUACGUCCUCUCCGACAACCUCGGCGGCAACAGCCUCACCGUCAUGUGCGCAAACGUCUCGCCCAGCGCGUCGAACAUCAGCGAAACGGAGUCGACGCUGCGUUACGCCACGCUUGCACGCAGUGUCGUCAACCACGCGCGGCUGAACGAGGCACCGACAGCCCUCAUUAUUCGCGAGAUGCGCGAGCAGAUCAAGGCGAUGCAGGAGGAGCUUCGGAAGGCCCCGAACCCGGCCCACGUCGCGGAGCUGACGGAGGGUAUCCUGCUGAGCGAGCAGCUUCUACGCGAGAUGCGAGGGAGGGAGAAGAAGUAUGAGUUGCAGCUGCAGAGCAGCGAAGCGCAGCAAGAGAAGCUGCGGAAGGCAGUGGCGAGCCACCAGGCUGGGGAGGCGUACUGGCGUGCAGAGGCGCAGCGGCAGCAGGAAGAAUCAGAGUCGCUGCGCUCCGCCCUUGUGGCUAUGACGACCGGCAGCACCGCGGCAGACGCAUUCGGCGACACGAAAGCGAGGUCGACAGGGCGUGCGUCAAAGCCGUGUCGUGUGACACCACCGGAUCUCUCUCUCCGCCUUCCCCAGCUGAACCAAGGCACCGACGCGAACGGUGCGAGAGCCGCGCCUACGCUGCGCUUUUCUGCCGAUGAUCGUUGCCAUGAUGGCGAAGCGACCAGCUCCGCGCGGAGCCCCUCCAAGACCAAGAAGAAGCACUCGGCGAAGAGGCACAUGGGGCUAACCCGCGGCGACGGCGGGAUCAGAAGGGACACCGCCGCUGCUUACGCCGCGGCAGGAAUUCUCUACUCGCCUGGGGCGAGCAAGCGUAAGCCAUCCGUGGCGCGUGGCACCCCGCUCUCUCUCAUGGACCUCCGCGAGAACAAGUGUCUCCCCGGUGCCGUGCUGCCUCAUCUCCGCGGGGGCAGCUCCGCCAGUGCGCCGUGUAAGGCGCGCCGCGAGAAUAGUCGGCCCCCACCAGAGGGGAUGCCGCAGCCGCUGUCGCGUCGCUCCCUGUCGAGGGAGUGGUCGCAGCGGUUUCCGCAUCCACCAUCCCAGCACCCGCAGCGCCGCCGCUGUUCAAACAGAGCCCCCAUCCGGAGGCCGCUGUUGGCAGUGACACCGCCGUCGAAACAGAAUAAAGGUGACCUAUCGAAGCUCACGGCAGGCAUCACGAAGGAGGAGGCACCGGAGAUGCCCUAUACCCCCGCUGGAUGCUCGGGGCUCAGUGCGCUGCAUAACGGUGGCAGCGGCGCUGUUGCGAAGGAUAGUGACUUGGAUGAGGCUCCGUCCUUCUACCAGACCGUCACCUACCUGACUGCGGAAGGAGCGGCCCUAGACGGCAGCAGCAGCGUUGCAACGUCAUCACGCGCCCUGUCCCUCACAGAGGGUGGCGAGAACGACCAGGUUGUGUGCGCCGCCGUUAGCAGCACGGGUAGGCAGCGUCCUAGUCAGCAGCGCAAACCUCGCUGCUUGGACGUGCUGCAGCUGCAAAAUGUCGCGCUGGUGCUGCAGCAGCAGCAGCACGCAGACACACCGCAGAGCCGUAGCAGUGGGGCGGUGGAUGAGGAUUGCCGGUUAUCACCGUCGCCGCAGUUACCACCACAACAGCAGCAGGCGAGCAACGGCGGUGGCGGUAAUGUCAGGGAAGCGGCAAAGGUGGAUGUCCGCAAAACUAUGCACCAGCAGCCAGCCGCUCUGCUCCCCGCCGGGGAAGAGAGCGAUGAUGAGUGCCGGUAUGUGCAGAUCUCCGAUGAUAAUGAUGAUCUGAAGCACACGUUUGAAAGAGAAAGUGACGGCGAUGUGGCGCCCACGGCAUCGCACCCCCGAACCUUCAGCAGCGAUGACGAUGCCGGCAUAGAGAGCGGCUGCAGUGUUUUCGAGGGUCUCACCGACACGAUGCCAGCCGACAGCUCACGUGUGUAUUUAGGGCACCAUCUCCCCUACUCGACCGUCGCUGCUGCCGUGGAGAGCGCCGUGGCAUCCGCGGCGGCGGCGGUGGCACCUUCGCCGGAGCAUGCACUCUCCUCAUCGGUUGGCCGGAAGCUAAAGCAGCACGGGAGGGCCCAAAUACACGCGAGCGGGUCAUCCCCGUCGUGUGAUCACCACUACUCUACAGUGGGUGCACUGAGCCCGCAGUCGUACUGGUGA
Leishmania mexicana MHOM/GT/2001/U1103 is the source of this 3759-nucleotide messenger RNA. RefSeq names its product putative kinesin. Gene Ontology annotation, molecular function: ATP hydrolysis activity; ATP binding; microtubule binding. The coding region runs from base 1 to 3759 and encodes 1252 amino acids. The transcript has a single exon. The record is from RefSeq and is a predicted model, not a curated record. Gene Ontology annotation, cellular component: microtubule; kinesin complex. Gene Ontology annotation, biological process: microtubule-based movement. NCBI's taxonomy places the organism in Eukaryota, Euglenozoa, Kinetoplastea, Trypanosomatida, Trypanosomatidae.